This is a messenger RNA of Propithecus coquereli (Coquerel's sifaka), 1664 nucleotides long. It is a transcript of the gene CLIC5, whose product is annotated as chloride intracellular channel 5. Lineage: Eukaryota; Metazoa; Chordata; Mammalia; Primates; Indriidae. The record is from RefSeq and is a predicted model, not a curated record. The transcript has 6 exons. Bases 327 to 1085 code for a protein of 252 amino acids.
GACAGUCACGGAUCCUGUGACACCUCCCGGCAGCCUGGCACUUGUUGCGCCCAGGACCUGUGGUCAUCCCUUCGCCCGCCUUUCCCCCUUCCCCGUGCCCCUCCCGGCUUCUCUCCUUUCCGUGUGACCACCUGGGACACUGCCCUCCCAGACUUGGCUGCCCCAGCUAGAGAAAUAGAUGGUUUAAAAAAAAAAAAAAAAAAAGAAUUAAACGCCGCCCUGAAGAGGGGCCCCGCCGGGCAGGAGCACGAGCGCAGAGCGCUGGCCUGGGCGCUGCAGAGGUGGCGCCUCCACGGCCCGGGACAGUGGCCCCGGGCGCCAACGGCAUGACAGACUCGGCGACAGCUAACGGGGACGACAGGGACCCCGAGAUCGAGCUCUUCGUGAAGGCUGGAAUCGAUGGGGAAAGCAUUGGCAACUGUCCUUUCUCUCAGCGUCUCUUCAUGAUCCUUUGGCUGAAAGGAGUCGUGUUCAAUGUCACCACUGUGGAUCUGAAAAGAAAGCCAGCCGACCUGCACAACCUGGCCCCUGGCACGCAUCCGCCCUUCCUGACCUUCAAUGGGGACGUGAAGACAGACGUCAAUAAGAUCGAGGAGUUCCUGGAGGAGACCUUGACACCUGAAAAGUACCCCAAACUGGCUGCGAAACACCGCGAAUCCAACACAGCAGGCAUCGACAUCUUCUCCAAGUUCUCUGCCUACAUCAAAAACACCAAGCAGCAAAACAAUGCCGCCCUUGAGAGAGGCCUGACCAAGGCUCUGAAGAAGCUGGAUGACUACCUGAACACCCCUCUCCCAGAGGAGAUCGACGCCAACACUCGUGGGGAUGACCACAAGGCAUCCCGGCGAAAGUUCCUUGAUGGGGACGAGCUGACCCUGGCCGAUUGCAAUCUGUUGCCCAAGCUCCAUGUGGUCAAGAUUGUGGCCAAGAAAUACCGCAACUAUGAUUUCCCGGCCGAGAUGACAGGCCUGUGGCGGUACCUCAAGAAUGCCUACGCCCGGGACGAGUUUACCAACACCUGUGCAGCUGACCAAGAGAUCGAGCUGGCCUACGCCGAUGUCGCCAAGCGCCUCAGCCAAUCCUGAGCACCGCCGUCGCGCCCCAUCCCCGCUGCAGAAGGACUCGACUACUCCCACAGGACUCCGGCUUCACAGACUCCUCUUCCUCAUUGCCUCGGGAAACACUUUUUAAACCUGGCCUCAUUGUGCUGGCAUCAUGGGAACGCCAGCCUGCUGUCUUUCACGGAGGUCAGCCCCAGGCCCGGCCUCCUUGUGCAGGAAGCUGGCAAGGAGAAAUGACAGAAACAGUCAACCUCUCCGCCUGCCACCCCGAUCCGGGCUCAGCGCAUUUGGGGUCUGUCAGUGUUACAGAGCGCACACGUGGGAUUGCCACUGGCCCCUUCCGCCAACAUCGCAAUUCCUUCUCAGAUGCUUUAGAAACAGGCAAGGCCAGCUCCUCCUCUGCCCUCCUCUUCGUCAGUAUCUGCAAGGUCAAGGACAAAUGCCAUCUUCGUUCUUAUUCAGAGACCCGCCGCCCUGUAGGAGAGACAGAGAGAGUGAGUGCAGGAGGACCCAGCUGGCUGUGGACUUUUUGGGUAUCUGGCAAACACACCUUCAGUCACUUGCUACUUCCAGCGUUUCUGUCAUUGGUUGCUGAAGGCCGGG